CUUGGGAGUGUUGAGACUACUUGAAGUGUCUCUGUCGUCUUUUCUUCUUUCUAUUCUUCUCUUUGUACUACGAUUACCAUCAUCGGCUAUUGUUAAAGCUUCUGUACUCCUUUUUCCUGAAUUAAUAUACAGUAGAUUGCUUGGUCCCUGUCAUUGGUAUCAGAGCAGUCGACCCAGGGAAGCUUCAAUCAACAGUCACGCGGAAAAAAAUGUAGCACAGGGAACAUCGACGGUCAGAGAAGGUGGCCGCCUCUGCUUUGUGCGCGAACAUGGAGAAGCGCAAGAAGCGCAUGUCUGCGCAAAAGGGGAAGGAACCGCAUCGAAGAUCCAAUCAGGAUGCUUCGCGCGGGAAAGAGGAGAAGCGGGCGGAAAAGGUUGAAAGUGAUUGGGCGAAGGAGAUGCGAAUCUGGUUGGACAAGAUGCGCAAACGUUCACGUCGCCAGAGACCUAGAGGCCAAGCUAGGAGCCCUCCUAGACAGCGUUGGAAUUCCGGAAACCAGCACUCAUCGUCAUCGCAAACUCUAACGCUAUCGAGAGGAGAAGCUUCCAGUUCUCAGGUGUUUUCUUCUAUCAGUUCGCAAUCGCGAACCGCAUCUUCCAAUUCAUCGACGCUAGCAGCUCCUCACCGUACAACGCUAGCUGAGUUCACUGGUCCGCAGGAUUUGUUGCAAGUAGAUUCUCACCCUGCACAAGUUCCAUCGACGACACUGAAUUUCAUCGAUGCUCACCCUGCGCAAGCCAUAGACCACGUUGAAUCAGGAAGUGAACCGCUGGAGACUCCAUUACCGAACAUUGAGUUGAAGCCCGCUGAACAAUCAAUCACUGAACUGGAUCUGAACGGUGAUGAUACUCAACCUACGGAUUAUACACCAGGUAAUCCUGCUGAUUCCGAACCACACAGACCUCACACUAUUGACAGUCCAGAAGGAAAUCUUACAAAUAACCCUGGUACUACCUUGGUCUUGAUCAACAGUGUCACAGGGGCUAAAAAAAUGGCCGGAGGUUUGCUAGUACACUAGUACGAAAACCAGAAGAUUUUGAAUUUGUGAUUGAUAGAGAUCAUGAAGUUGGAUGGGUUGUUGUAAAAAAUCUUUUGCACAAACUGUCAUCAGACAAUACUUUGGAUGAGCUGAACAAGUUUAAGGGUAUAGAUAGUUGCUAUUUACACUCUGGAAGUCUGGAUCCCUAGGUUCUCAUCUGAUGUGGGACUCUCGUUUAGUUAACUAUGGACAUUGGGAAGUAUUGAGAGUUGCUCUAUCAAAGCAGAGUGAGCCGCCAGAAGCUCUUCAGCUACCAGCAAAAGUAGCCACUCACUUUGGGAUUCCAGCAACUGCAUUUACUCAAACACUGGUUUUUUACCCUAUUCAGCAGAGCUUAGCUAUCAGGACAACAGAUGGAAGGCUGAAAGUUGUUGAAGAGGAACACAAUGUCUACUGUAUAACUAUGCUAUGGACUCCACCAAUUGUAGCAGAGUCUUAUGGAAAAGAGAGCCAUUGGAGUUGUUAUGCACCAAUGCUGAAUAUCCCACUAGAUGGAAUAGCAACCGUAGACUGUGUCCAGAUAUCUUCUAUGGAUGGUAGUGAACCACAACUUGCUGGUUCUCCGAGGACAAACUGGGAAAUGUUUGGGUUGUGUAUGCCUAAUGUUUCAUGGACACGGUCAGCAGGAGAGAAAGCCACAGCUCAUUCUGAACUAUCAAAUGCGUUUACUGGACUUCUAAAGUUGUGGAGUUCUAACCAUCCCCCUAUUGAGUAUGGAGUGGGAGAGGUGCAGUCCAUGAGCUACCAGUUAACACCUGUACACCUCUUAAUGAAAGAAGAGCAUUCACAGAAACAGGAAAAGAGUGCUGCCAAGGCCAUGCAAGACCUCUGUGAUAUGUUGUGUUGGGAGGUCCUUCAGGUAAACGUGAGUGAGCACCUUGAAACAUGGAAGGAGUUGUUAAAAGCUAGGAAGGAAGGUAGUUCAUUUCAGAAGUUGAAAUGGCCAAGAGAUGAUGAAUUGAAAGCUCUCAUGCUUCAAGAAUAUUUGGAAAGGGUGGCAGUGGGAGAUUAUGAGGUUACAGUGUCAAGGAUUUUGGCAAAUUAUUCCCUCCCUCUCAAUUUCAUUCCUGAAGGAACCGACAUACAAUCAGCUACAGACGCCCUGCAAUCAUCAAUUGGUGAUGAGUUGAAAUUAUUUCAUUCCAGGAAUUUGGCAGAGUUAUUGGACAUGGCCUGGGUUCUACAAGAAACAAAUUCUGCUAUUAAAGGAGGAGUAAGGAGCAAGCAACAGACUUGGGCAGAGGGGCUGAAAUGGAAAACUGAUACUGAGCCGCAGGCCCACAUAUGGUUGAUGGAUGAGAAGACUGCUGAAUUCUCGGGUUGGUGGAGAGUAAGGAAAGCUGCUUUGUUUGCUUUGGCUUUAGUGUCAGAUCAGCUACUUGAAACAGCGGGUUUUGGAGAGUAUGGUGCUACUGCAGGAAAUAUCUUGGAGAAAGUUCUUGUAGAAGACAUUGCAACAGGGGUUGAUAAAUAUCUUGUUCUAUAUGCCUAUAGGUUAUCAACCGUUGCUAAGCUUUCUCUUGUGAGCAGCCGGGGAAUUAAUGAGCAGUUGGUGUAUGCGUCUGUUAAGGCAAUUGGCAUGGACGUGUCUCCUGCAAAAGAAGAUGCUGGUCGAGCACUUUCACAGUUUUUAACUAAUGCAAAAUCUAUAGUCAUUUGGUCACAUAUCAAGGACUUAAUUUUAUCACUCACCAAGCUAUGUGAACAUACAACCGAUGAGCCUAUGCAUCUGGUGUUUAAGACACUACAGGCUGCUGUCGGCAGAAUACCAGUUGGGUGGAAUCAAGAUGGAUCUGGAUUCUACUAUUCACGCUGAGGUAAUUGAGGUCUUAAAGGUAGAGCACAUCAUGGAUGAUUCGACAAUGUCUUUACCUCUGCUCAUUCCUACGCGAGAGGAAGUGAUGAUGAAGGUUCAAGUAAUGAAGCUCAUGGUCCAGCAAUCCGUGAAGUAUUGGGAAGGAAGAGGCGCCAGAAUGAAGCUGAUAUCCAGGGCGUCUUCCUACCUCCCACCUUGAGGACAAGGUGGUUGUCAAAGGGGGAGUAAUGAUAGAGACCUGGACUUUUGGGCUUAAUAUUUUAAUAAAAUGUAAUAGUGGGCUGGGCCAAAUAAUUAGAUAGAUUGAGGGAAGCCUCAUGUGGAGAAGAAUAAAUAGAGGGAAUAAAAGAGGGAGAGGGUAGGCAGAAUUUGGAUCUGGACUGGGACUUGGGAGUGUUGAGACUACUCGAAGUGUCUCUGUCGUCUUUUCUUCUUUCUGUUCUUCUCUUUGUACUACCAUUACCAUCAUUGGCCAUUGUUAAAGCUUCUGUACUCCUUUUUCCUGAAGUAAUAUACAGUAGAUUGCUUGGUCCCUAUCAUGGGGAUUGUAGCGAUUUGAACCCCUUCAUGCCCAAGGCUAUUCUGAUUCGCUAUUGGAAGACGAUGAUACCCAAUGAGUUGCCCAAGCCAUGGUUUCUUCUCAUCAAUUCAUCGUCAUUGAGAACCGUUGAGCUGGCGGCUGACCGGAAUUUGCUCGCUGCUCAGCUAAUUGGCUUUAGCUCCUCCACUAUUCCCACUAAUCAACUCAGCUUCCCCGCUUCCCCAAUUUGAAUCCGAGGCUCAACAAGCACAUCAAUGAGAAAGAAAGUAUCCCACUGAUCCAUUCUACCGGUGCAGCCGCAUCUCUGUCAGACAGGGAAAAAGUUUUCCAGUAAUACCAUGGUUGGCAACAUAAUUGACUAGAGCUCGCUUCAAUACCUACGACACCAGAUCCACCGGUGCUUUUGACCUACCGCAGAAUUUGGUUUAUUUUCCAAAUCCGACAACAAUGGCUGGCAGGCUGGGAGCAGGGAUUAGGCUCAAAAUCCAGCAAUGGAUUCAAAUGCUAUGAGAGCAAUUCCUUGGGUAUCGUUUGUAGCUUUUGGAGCGGAUAAAGGGUUGUUGACAACUUAACAUGGGGGGAUGGUUAAACGGAAAUGCUUGUGAGUGGCCAAAGGUUGCUCAAAUAAGUUGUUUAUGUUUUUUUGGAACCCGGUAGGCAGUUGUUUAUGUAUUAAAUUGGUCCAUUUAGAAGUUGAGUGUCCAAUCCGAACUUUGUAAAUAAUUUUAAUGUCAUUUUUUAUCGUUCUACCUUAUUUC
Cuscuta epithymum is the source of this 4155-nucleotide messenger RNA. The record is from the annotation of a GenBank genome assembly. NCBI's taxonomy places the organism in Eukaryota, Viridiplantae, Streptophyta, Magnoliopsida, Solanales, Convolvulaceae.